This is a messenger RNA of Thalassophryne amazonica, 1458 nucleotides long. Its product is annotated as matrix remodeling-associated protein 8-like. NCBI's taxonomy places the organism in Eukaryota, Metazoa, Chordata, Actinopteri, Batrachoidiformes, Batrachoididae. Gene Ontology annotation, cellular component: cell surface; membrane. The transcript has 10 exons. The record is from RefSeq and is a predicted model, not a curated record. Bases 100 to 1368 code for a protein of 422 amino acids. Gene Ontology annotation, biological process: cell adhesion; establishment of glial blood-brain barrier.
GCUGCUCUGCUGCUGCUGCAGCUUUUCUUGUUUUUGUCCCAGCUUGGCCUUUGUUCGAUUAUUUUAUUUUAUUGUAUUUUUUUAACGUGCGCUGCGAAGAUGUCCACAUAUUCGAUUCUCCUCAACAUUCUGGCUGCGCUCCUCCUGCCAGGUGCAUGGACUCAGAGCGGCAGCAGCACGCUCGGUGUGGUGGUCGAGACCAAGAACAUCACCCUGCCUGCCGGGUCCAAAGCUGUGCUGCUGUGCCACAGCCCCCGCAUGGUGUGGACCCAGGACAGACUGAAGGACCGGCAGCGGGUGGUGCACUGGGAUGUGGUUCACAGCAGCCCAGAGUAUUCUGUGGAGAGGAUCCUGGACAUGUCACCUAGAGCCCGCCAGAGGGUCUACAAUGGCUUCAACAAGGGACGUGUUUCCAUCCCAAACUCCGCCUUCAACGAUGGCAACUUCUCUCUAAUCAUCAAUGAUGUGAUCUCGUCUGAUCGAGGAGUUUACACUUGUAAUCUGCACCAUCACUACUGUCAGAUCCACCAGUCCAUUCAAAUCCAGCUCAACGUCACCAAAUCAGCUCGCAAAGAGCGGCGUUACUGGGAUGGAGAGAAGACCGUAUUCGUGGUCUUGCUGGGCAGCUCGGUGGUGUUGCCGUGUGUAAACCGGCUCCCCGUGUGGAGAGAGGGUGUCCAAGAGGACCAACAGCAGGUGGCCCACUGGGACUUCCAGCCCCCAGGAGUGCGUCCUAAUGGAGCCGAACGCCUGGUGGACCUCUACGCUUCAGGAGAGCGUCGGGAUUAUGGGCCGCUGUUCAGCCAAAACAAGAUGAGUGUGGCCGAGGACGCCUUCAUGGUGGGGGACUUCUCACUGUCCAUCUCUGACUUGAAGCCUGUCGACAAAGGCCUGUACCACUGUCACCUGCACCACCACUACUGUGGCCUGCACGAGAGACGCAUCUUCAGGCUGAACGUGGGGCCGCCACCUUCCACUGCCCCAACUACUGCUCUGCAGAAUGACAAGCCAGAACCAAGUAUUGAAGAUGUGGAGCGGACUCGCGUGGUGAAUGUCAUCCUCCCAGAGCAUCGAGGUCAUUUCAUGCAACAGCUAGGCUACUUUUUGGCAACCUUCUUGCUGUUGGCGUUUAUUGUCGUGGUGGUCAUCCUGCUGACACGCCGUCGUAAAAAGCAAGGGCUUGAGUACAACCUUCGUCGAUCUGAUCGAGAGUAUGUAAACAGUGGAGGUGAAAGUUCUUCAGACAGCACUGAGCUGAAGGCCUUUAACCCGGAACCUCUGAAUUCAGACUACAAAAACAACCUUCUGAAAGAGCAAGAAAUGGCCAAAGACUGCAAUAAGGCAUUUGAUGGAAAGCUGUGGAAGUGAGUGACGCGUUUUUGAGAUGCUGCUGGCAGGUCCAGAGCAAACAUCACAAGAGUAAUCAAGAGACGGAAAAAGGAAAAGUGAAAACCCAGG